This is a messenger RNA of Sipha flava (yellow sugarcane aphid), 2210 nucleotides long. RefSeq lists its product as uncharacterized. NCBI's taxonomy places the organism in Eukaryota, Metazoa, Arthropoda, Insecta, Hemiptera, Aphididae. The record is from RefSeq and is a predicted model, not a curated record. The transcript is spliced from 2 exons. The coding region runs from base 555 to 2210 and encodes 551 amino acids.
UGACUACACUUCCACACAAGCGUUGACUGAGACGUUGUAACUGAGUUAACGGAUCAAACGGUUGGCACGUAACAAAAAUUGGCGCAGUCGGUAGGAUAUUCAAUAGAAGGCAAUUCCACAUCAGAACCACCGAGGAGCUGAACAACUUGCAGUCCUUCAACUUCUCAACUUCCAUUGAAUAGCUGAUACUCCACUGGAUCAUUCAGUCAACAACAUGUCUUCAAUCAACAAUUGUUUGAUGGUGAUGUGUAUCAUGACGGGUAUUGAAAUAUCAGGACAAGAAUUUGACAAAUAUUUUUCUAUCGAAAACUUCGACAAAAAUCCUCCUGGAUUAUACUUCGAAAAUUAUGGACCGACCAGGUUAAUCGGAGCAGAAUAUAAAUUAAUUAUGUACUUAUCAUUAGCUGAAUAUAAUAAAAAAUAUAAUGAACUAGGUAGAAAAAAUAAACGAGUUAGACACAACAUGUCAAAAGUUAAAAUUAAAUAGUUUGUGCGGGCGAUAUAACUAUGUAAUCACGGGAUUAUACAAUGAAGUUACUACACAGCGUAAUCGAAUGUACAUUGCAUUAGGAUAUUCGGAAACAACCACAGACAGGAGAGAAAGAAGAAAAAGGGGUUUAAUAAAUGCGAUAGGAGCGGUUAUGAAUACAUUGUUCGGAGUAUGCGAUGAUAAUUGUGUGAGUAAAGCAAAUGAACAAAUUAAAGAAAUAGAGGUAUCAGGAACUAGUACAUUACAUAUAAUGAAAUCUCAGACUACAGUAAUGAAAACGGCAGUACAACGUAUAGGUACAACAAUAGAACAAACAAAUAAAAUGUAUGACGAAUUAAAAACUAGGGAGAAACAAUUUAUGUUAAAACUUAAUGACGUAACCAAUACAACAAAUAACUUAUUAGAUUUAGUCGCUAUGUCAGAAAUACACAAUAUUUAUACUGCACUAACUAAUCAAUAUGAAUAUGAAACUUCAACUAUAAAUCAAAUAAUAACAGCCGCCAGAGGGGGAAUAAUACAUACCAGUUUAAUCACACCACAAGAAUUAGCAACCACAUUGAAAGAAAUAUCACAUAGAAUAAAAGGGAAAUUGAGUAUACCAAUGGGAACUAACACCGCCGAAUUGUACGAAUUACACAAAAUAACUAAACUAACAGUAUUUUACGAAAAUGAAAGACUAGUUUUUAUAACUAAAAUACCAUUAAUAACAGAUACAGAAUUAAUACUAUACAACGCCAUACCUAUUCCGAUGGUGAGAAUAUUAACUUAUGGUAAUUCACUUAAUACAAGGGUAACUAUAAAUCCAGAAAAUGGUAAUUCAAUUAAUACCAGGGUAAGCAUAAAUCCAGAAAACCCAUACAUAGCCAUUACAAAAGAUAGACGCGAAUACACUACUUUUACCGAAAUUCAAAUUCAAACAUGUAAAGAAACCACAAUUUAUCGAAUAUGUCACGCUUAUCAACCCAUACAAGAAAAUAACGGUUUACAACCAUGCGAAAUAGAUUUAUUUAACAAACCACAUAAAAUUCCUAAUAAUUGUCGUUCAUUAAUUAUAACAGUAGAUCGAAACAUAUAUCAUAAACUUAAAUACCAAAAUGAAUGGAUAUAUUCAGUUCUUAACGACACAAUAGUAUCGUCUUGUACGGAUUUAACUGAACCUCAAAUAAAUCAUAUAACGGGAACUGGCAUUAUCAAAAUUUACGACAACGGAUGUCAGUUAUCGGGUAAACAUGUUGUAUUAACACCCAUAGAAGAAGUAUCACAUAAAAAAUUCAUAGAUUUUAUACCACAAAGUGAUAUGACCUCAUUAUUAGACAAAAUACCGCAGAAUGUACAUUUAAUAACAUUAAAAAAUAUAAGUUCAUAUAAGAGUUUAAAACUAACUGACCUACACGAAUAUUCACAAUCACUUAACGAAAUAGAACGACAGAUAAGCAAUGAGGAAGAGAGGCAAAAACAUUAUAGUCAACAUACUACGCAUUCGUAUACGUUAUACAUUAUGAUAGUGUUAAUCGUAUUAAUAAUAAUAAUGGUGAUAAUUAUAUACAUAAUAAUUAAGCGCGCAAAUUUAAUCGCUAUAGGAAGAACUAUUAUAGAUGCAUCCACACCAGUACCUAGUCGUAGACAAAAAUAUUCAAUUCAACGAGAUUUAACGAACGAACACGAUAGAUUCGAAGCCAUAUAUAAUGUAGUAGGAUCACGAUCACCAUCCCCAAGAUAA